GCGGCUGUAUUGUGGGCAUGCGCAGUAGAGUGGCUACAGUGCUAGCAGCUGAGUUGUGUGUGCAGUUAUUUAAAGACAUUUAAAAUGGCUAGUUGUUGUUGGGCAGAAAACAUACUCCAGCUCCUCCGUAAAAUGAAUAACUUUUAUUUACCAGGUUCGUGUCGUUCAAGCUGCUUUCGUUUUGAGAUUGAAGGAGCCCAGGUCGGCUGGAUACCUCCUCACGUAGCUUCGCUUUUAGCACGCUAUCCAGACGUGUUCAGUCCGCCACACCAGGGUGCAGUGACCCUCUGCCACGGCCUGGACUCGUACGAAAAGAGAUCCGAGGCUGUGAGUCAUGUACUGCAAGCUCUCAGAAAGGAGCCCUCUUUAACCUGCCUUAAAGGAUGGAGAGAUGAGAAAUACAGUGUAAUGCCCAGAUUUUCAGACUGCCCUUUGAUGUGGAUGGAAAGAACAGCUACAAGUCUCUUUGGGGUGAAGCGGUAUGGAGUUCAUAUCAAUGGCUACACUGUCAGUGACAGUCAGGAGGUUUGUAUGUGGUUGGCACGGCGCUCCCACACCAAGCAGACGUACCCUGGGCUCCUGGAUAACAUGGCAGCAGGUGGGCUGGCUGCUGGUGUUGGCAUCAAACACACUCUGGUCAAAGAGUGUCAGGAGGAAGCCUGUGUUCCAGCAGCCAUAGCUAAGAAGGCUCGUCCAGUUGCAACAGUAAG
Haplochromis burtoni (Burton's mouthbrooder) is the source of this 710-nucleotide messenger RNA. RefSeq names its product nudix hydrolase 20, chloroplastic. Gene Ontology annotation, molecular function: 8-oxo-dGDP phosphatase activity. The record is from RefSeq and is a predicted model, not a curated record. NCBI's taxonomy places the organism in Eukaryota, Metazoa, Chordata, Actinopteri, Cichliformes, Cichlidae.